Molecule: messenger RNA, 321 nt
Organism: Microthlaspi erraticum
Lineage: Eukaryota; Viridiplantae; Streptophyta; Magnoliopsida; Brassicales; Brassicaceae
Source: the annotation of a GenBank genome assembly
AUGCAGAGUAGUAUGCACACUUCGAGGGCGAGUCUGGUAGAGUUGGCCGCGUCGGUAGAGGCGGAUCUUGAGUGGGCCAGUUGGUCCGGUGGCUGUGCCGUCAGCAGUUGCUCCUGCUACCCAGCCUCGGGGUCAGCAGCAGCAGCCGCGCAGCAGCAGCAGCAGCGCAGAGGUGGUUCGAGUUUCAGUUCUGGUUCUGGCAGGGGCGGUUUGCCUGCGCAGGGUCAGAAGAGGAGUAGAGAGGAGCUCUGGUGUAGUCAGUACUCGAGGUGCUUGUUACCGUUGUGGGAGCACGGAGCAUCGUGUAUCGAGUUGUCCUAG